AUGGCUUACGUGUUGACGGAAACCGCUGCCGGUUAUGCUCUUUUAAAAGCUGCCGACAAGAAGAUCCACAAGUCCACCACCUUGUUCGAGGACUUGAACUCCGCAGACAAGGUUGCCGAGCAGUUUAAGAUCCAUCGUUUUGAAAAGUUCCAGUCUGCUGCCAAUGCUUUGGAAGAAGCCAACGCCGUCGUUGAAGGUAAGGUGUCUGACUCUUUGAAGAAGUUGUUGGAAGACGUCAAGCUUGAGAAGAAGGUCACUUUGAUUGUCAGCGAGGCCAAGUUGGGUAAUGCCAUCAACAAGUUGGGCUUGAACUACUCUGUUGUUUCUGACGCUGCUUCUUUGGAUUUGCACAGAUCUAUCAGAGAAUUUUUGCCUGAGCUCUUGCCUGGUUUGGAUGACUCUGUUUUGAAGCAGAUGUCUCUUGGUUUGGCUCACUCCAUCGGUAGACACAAGUUGAAGUUUUCUGCCGACAAGGUCGACACCAUGAUUGUUCAGGCCAUUGCCCUUUUAGAUGACUUGGACAAGGAAUUGAACACAUACGCCAUGAGAUGUAAGGAAUGGUACGGUUGGCACUUCCCUGAAUUGGCCAAGCUCAUAACAGACUCUGUUGCUUACGCCAGAAUCAUCUUGACCAUGGGUGUUAGAUCCAACGCUGCCGAGACUGACUUGUCUGAGAUCUUGCCAGAAGAGGCUGAAGAGCAGGUCAAGAGUGCCGCUGAAGUUUCCAUGGGUACUGAGAUCACUGAGAUUGAUUUGGACAACAUCAAGUCCCUUGCUGAGCAGAUUGUUGAGUUCGCUGCUUACAGAGAGCAAUUGUCCAACUACUUGUCUUCCCGUAUGAAGGCUAUUGCUCCUAACUUGACUUCUCUUGUUGGUGAGUUGGUUGGUGCUAGAUUGAUUGCCCACGCUGGUUCCCUUACAUCCUUGGCUAAGGCCCCAGCUUCUACCAUCCAGAUCUUGGGUGCCGAGAAGGCCCUUUUCAGAGCUCUUAAGACUAAGCAUGACACACCUAAGUACGGUUUGUUGUACCACGCAUCCUUGGUUGGCCAGGCCACCGGUAAGAACAAGGGUAAGAUUGCUAGAGUUUUGGCUGCUAAGGCCGCUGUUGCUUUGAGAUACGACUCUCUUUCUGAGGACAGAGACGACUCUGGUGACUUUGGUUUGGAGGUUAGAUCUAAGGUUGAGUCUAGAUUGAGUGCAUUGGAAGGUAGAGACUUGAGAACUACUUCUAAGGUUGUCAGAGACGCCCAGAAGGUCGACAUAACCGAGGCUAGGUCCUACAACGCUGACGCUGAUACCCUUGCACCUGCUGCUGACUCUGACGACGAAUCUGACGAUGAAGAGCCAAAGAAGAGAAAGAGAGACGAGUCUGAGGACGAGGAGUCCGAGGAGGAGAAGCCAAGCAAGAAGCUGAAGAAGGACAAGAAGGAGAAGAAGGAAAAGAAAGACAAGAAGGAAAAGAAGGAGAAGAAAGAAAAGAAGGAGAAGAAGGAAAAGAAAGAAAAGAAAGACAAGAAGGAGAAGAAAGAAAGAAAGAAAAGAAGGAGAAGAAGGAGAAGAAGUAAGCCAGCCAUGUAA
Molecule: messenger RNA, 1578 nt
Organism: Candidozyma haemuli
Lineage: Eukaryota; Fungi; Ascomycota; Pichiomycetes; Serinales; Metschnikowiaceae
Gene: NOP5
Product: RNA-processing protein
Exons: 1
Coding region: 1-1578 (525 amino acids)
Cellular component (GO): small-subunit processome; box C/D methylation guide snoRNP complex
Molecular function (GO): snoRNA binding
Source: RefSeq, a predicted model, not a curated record